Aspergillus terreus NIH2624 is the source of this 1305-nucleotide messenger RNA. It is a transcript of the gene flbB, whose product is annotated as protein flbB. Gene Ontology annotation, cellular component: RNA polymerase II transcription regulator complex. Gene Ontology annotation, molecular function: transcription cis-regulatory region binding; DNA-binding transcription activator activity, RNA polymerase II-specific. NCBI's taxonomy places the organism in Eukaryota, Fungi, Ascomycota, Eurotiomycetes, Eurotiales, Aspergillaceae. The transcript has 5 exons. The coding region runs from base 1 to 1305 and encodes 434 amino acids. The record is from RefSeq and is a predicted model, not a curated record.
AUGACGGCCGCCAUGGCGACGAUGAAUGGCGGCGUGAUGCCGAUGGACCAUGGAACGAUCGACUUUAAUACUUUGAAUGGGACGAACGAUCGACAGUCGCAAAGCAGUCUGAAAGGCGCCGAUUGGUUCAAAUUCUUCGGAGGCGGACAGAAAAAAGUGACUCGAGAUGGCCAGCCGGCGAAACGACGAGGCCCGAAGCCCGAUAGCAAACCUGCGCUCACGAGGCGACAAGAGCUGAACCGUCAGGCUCAGAGGACACAUCGUGAACGGAAGGAACAAUAUAUGCGAUCGUUAGAGACGGAGGUAUCACGGUUACGGGAGGCCUACACCCAUGAGAUAUCGGCGGCCAACUUGACUGUACACCAACACCGGGAAAUGAUCCAGUCGCUAUCGGACGAGAACCGGAUUCUGAAGGAGAUUCUGGCCGCGCAUGGAAUCCAAUUCGAACCAGAACUCGAACGCCGCAAGGCCGAACGCCCGCACCCCGGUUACCAUCAGUCGAGUCCGUUCGCCAGCAGCAGCGUUGCGUCGCAACCGAACGGCAUCGCGCCGUCGGCCAGCAACGUGUAUACGACACCGCCCACCACUGUCUCCGCUUCGUCCGGGGUGAGCCCCAGCGUCAAUGGGAGCACCAACGGAGUCGAUGUUUCCCCCACCCCUCACGUCUCUAAUAUCGACAUCUCGCCCACGCAGGAGAUCUCGCCGCCCCAAGUGGCAUAUAACCACGCUCCCUGCGACGCACUGGCGGCUCUCGAUCGAAUAGCUCCCUCGAAUCGCAAACCAAAUCAGCCGCCGGGGGUGUUUGAGGAGGACCCUCAACUACAGAUUGACUUUAUUCUAACCCUGGAAUCGCCGUGUCGCGAACAUACGGACUACCUGUGUCGACGAUCCAUCACCGAAGCCGACGACGAAGACAUGCCCUUCUCGGGACACGCACUGAUGGCGACAUGUCCCCCGCCAUCCUACAUCGAAAACACGACAGACAAGCAGGUCUACCCGCACAAGACCUACGACCUUCCCCUCGCCAACCUCUCGACCCUCCUCAACCUGAGCCGCCAGCUUGUGACCGACGGCCAGAUCACGCCGAUCAUGGCGUUGCAGCAUCUAAAGAACCACGAACUGUACCGCACGCUGACGAAAGACGACGUCAAGAUCAUCAUCGAAACGCUGAACACGAAAGUGCGCUGCUACGGAUUCGGCGCGGUCGUUGAAGAUUUUGAGCUCAUGGACUGUCUGAGCAGCGUGCUAGGCGGCAAGGUCGACGUGGGAUUUUCGCGCAGCGAGGAUCACAUGUUAUAUUCAUGA